Molecule: messenger RNA, 2745 nt
Organism: Macaca mulatta (Rhesus monkey)
Lineage: Eukaryota; Metazoa; Chordata; Mammalia; Primates; Cercopithecidae
Source: RefSeq, a predicted model, not a curated record
AAAAAAAUCCAAUCAGACAAAGGAAUUCGUCAGAUUUUAAUGCAAGAUAUUCUAGCCCGUCUUUGUAUGAGACUGUCUUUAAAGGUUGUUGAUAUAGAAAAUGUUUUAAAGAACGUUAGGUUUUAUUUCAGAAAUGAAGUUCAAAAGAGCAAUUUGUAAAGCUGUAGUUAACAAUCCUCCCUGGUUGGAGGGCUCUAGAACGGGAGAUUCUCUAUGCAGGUUAUACCACUAGUUGAUUUGAGAAGAUAAAUGCAUAGAUGCUUUUCCUUGGAAACAAGACUGCAGAAAAUUCCAAGGAUCUAGUCCUUGAAAAAGGGGAAUGCUCUUAAGCUGUUAUUAAGGUGAUCUGAAAGUGGAGAUGAUGGCAAGGGGGAUUCAGGCCACACGCCUGAAUGACAGUGUUACCAUAUCCUGCAAAGUCAUUUAUUCCCAACCCCUCAACAUCACUUCUAUGGGUAUCACCUGGUUUCGGAAGAGUCUGACGUUAGACAAAGAAGUCAAGGUCUUUGAAUUUUUUGGAGAUCACCAAAAGGCAUUCCGACCUGGAGCCAAUGUGUCUCUAUGGAGGCUGAAGAGUGGGGACGCCUCACUGAAGCUGCCUGGAGUCCAGCUGGAGGAAGCAGGAGAGUACCGAUGUGAGGUGGUUGUCACCCCUCUGAAGGCACAGGGAACGGUUCAACUUAAAGUUGUGGCUUCCCCAACCAGCAGAUUGUUUCAGGAUCAAGCGGUGGUGAAAGAGAAUGAAGGCAAAUAUAUGUGUGAGUCAAGUAGGUUCUACCCAAAGGAUAUUAAUAUAACAUGGGAGAAGUGGACCCAGAAGUCUCCCCAUCAUGUAGUGAUUUCUGAGAACAUCAUCACUGGUCCCACCAUCAAGAAUAUGGAUGGUACAUUUAACAUCACUAGCUACUUGAAGCUGAACUCCUCUCAGGAAGACCCUGGGACUGUCUACCGAUGUGUGAUACGGCAUGAGUCCUUGCAUACUCCUGUGAGCAUCGACUUUAUCCUGACUGCUCCUCAGCAGAGUCUUUCUGAACCUGAGAAGACAGAUGUCUCUUCCACUAUUUGGUGGCCUAUUCCAUUAGCUGUUGGAUUGAUUUUAUUAAUUUUAUUAAUUUGGAUUCUUUGGAAAAAGGUAAGGGGCUCCAAAGCAAAGUUCAGCCCUGUGUCUUGGGCUGGUAAAAAGCUUUUAGGGCGGCUGCUGCCAACCUUACGAGACUCAAGGGACAGGCCUGCUGGAGAGGACUUUGUCAGUCCCUCUUCACCAUCAGGUGUUGGGAAUGUUGGCUCUGUUCCAAUCCAGUUUCCUUUCACAGAGGACCUAGCUGUCACAUGCCAUCUGACCUUUGUAUGGUGGUUUGUGACUCUGGGGUGAUGUGUUGUAAAGCCUCCCUCUGUUUCUCCAAGUUACUAAGCAAGUAUUAUAUCUCUGUGAAUGAACCAGACUUGAGUGUUCAGACCAGGCCCUGAACUAUGUGUGGGCUGCUUGUUUUUCUCACACAUUUAGAAACUAUGGCUCAGAGAGGGGAAUUCCUCAUACUUUAUCUGAUCAAUAACUUACCAUCAGAUUUCACUAGUUUGACUAAGAAUUUCUAACCCUCACUAGGUAUUUCUAAACUAAAACAUGUUUCUAAACAUUUUUAUCCCUGACUAUGGCCCAAAUAGUAAAUAAAACAGCUCAAGCUUUAGAGGCCCAAGAGACCUGUGAAAAUGUGUUGGUUAAAAUAGUUUUAGAUAAUAAAAGGGCCCUCAAUUAUUUAUGGGCCUGUCAAGGCAAAAUCUGCACAACAGCUAGUACAUCUCAUUAUAAAUACUUUAGGAGAAGUGGAAUAAUCAAUUAAGAAAAAUGGCUCUUUUUUUUUUUUUUUUUUGAGACGGAGUCUCGCUCUGUUGCCCAGGCUGGAGUGCAGUGGCCGGAUCUCAGCUCACUGCAAGCUCCGCCUCCCGGGUUCCUGCCAUUCUCCUGCCUCAGCCUCCCGGGUAGCUGGGACUACAGGCGCCCGCCACCUUGCCCGGCUAGUUUUUUGUCUUUUUUGGUAGAGACGGGGUUUCACCGUGUUAGCCAGGCUGGUCUUGAUCUCCUGACCUCGUGAUCCGCCCGUCUCGGCCUCCCAAAGUGCUGGGAUUACAGGCUUGAGCCACCGCACCCGGCCAGAAAAAUGGCUCUUUAUCUAAAGUUGGCCAUUUAGAUUCACAGGACUUAUUCCUGUUGGAUCUAAGACAAUGAGAAAACUGGAUAAAAAGUGGUUUUCAAAUGUUUCUUAUGAUAUUUGUGACUGUUGUCAUAUUUCUUGCCUUUCUCUGACUCUGAUAUUCAGGUGCCAUUGAGAGAGGAGGAAGGAAGAAACUAGUUAGGCAGGCAGUUAGGGUGGGCCCUCAGUAAAAUUCCUUCAGACAAAAGAACAGCCUGAAAAAUCAAACUGCAGAUAAGGGAACUUGUACAGGGUGGCUUGCCUAAAACAUGCCCAAAGCCACAUAGAUUUAAAAAAGGCUACACAGGAGACUUGCCAAGACAUGCCCACAAUCGAAAAUUCCAUCCCCUGACACAUGCACAGUAAGGGGAACAAAGCCACGUGGAGUAACUUGAGCUAAGGGCUUGCAUGCUCAUUAUGAGGAUGGGGUGGAGCUACCAGAAAUGUGUGCCUUAUGCCUUUGUAUUCAGCUGUGAAAUGGCAACCCUCUUUUGGGCCCCCUCUCUGCAGUGGAGAGCUUUCUUCUUUCGCUUAUUAAACUUUCACUUCAACUUCA